Molecule: messenger RNA, 1880 nt
Organism: Trichogramma pretiosum
Lineage: Eukaryota; Metazoa; Arthropoda; Insecta; Hymenoptera; Trichogrammatidae
Gene: CaBP1
Product: protein disulfide-isomerase A6 homolog
Exons: 5
Coding region: 259-1575 (438 amino acids)
Biological process (GO): response to endoplasmic reticulum stress
Cellular component (GO): endoplasmic reticulum lumen
Molecular function (GO): protein disulfide isomerase activity; protein-disulfide reductase activity
Source: RefSeq, a predicted model, not a curated record
CGCUCAGCACAGCAGCUCCGGAGCUCCCUGUCUGUAUAGUAUAAGUGUGUGUAGCAUACAUACCCAUACGUUUAGUGGGUCUACUCGUCUCGUCUCUCGCGACUCGCCGCCGUCGCCGCUGUUGCUCCUUAUUUCACUAAAAUCUUUCCAAAUAAAGAAUUAAGGCAUCCGGUAAAAGUUCAUAAAGUGACGCCGGUCGACGAUCCAAAAGCUACUGAAUAUUCUAGUCAGUCAAGCACAGCCGGUAAACGUGGCAACAUGCAAAAUUUACCAAUUCGUUUAGUAUUAUUGCUGCUCGCAGCAGUUGGGGUGCAAUGUAUGUACCCCUCCAGCUCGGACGUAAUCGAUCUAACGCCCGACAAUUUUGAUAAGAAGGUCAUCAACAGCGACAGCAUUUGGAUUGUCGAAUUUUACGCUCCAUGGUGUGGUCACUGUCAACAGCUCAAGCCCGAAUAUGAAAAAGCCGCUUCUGCCCUCAAGGGUAUUGUGAAAGUUGGUGGUGUGAAUGCUGAUGAACAUAAAUCUCUUGGUGGCAAAUAUGGAAUUCGUGGCUUCCCAACUAUCAAGAUUUUCGGAGCAAACAAAAAUAAGCCAGAUGAUUUCAAUGGACCUCGUACAGCAGCUGGCUUGGUUGAUGCUGCCCUCAAUGCUGCAUCUCAAAAAGCUAGAGCAAACAUACAUGGUGGUGGUAGCAAAAAGAGCAGUGAUUCCAAAUCUGGUGGAUCGAAAGACAACAAGGAUGUUGUUGAAUUGACUGAUGAGAACUUUGAAGAAUUAGUAAUGGGCUCUGAAGAUAUGUGGCUUGUUGAAUUUUAUGCUCCAUGGUGUGGACAUUGUAAGAAUUUAGCACCCCAGUGGGCUAGUGCCGCUACUGAACUUAAAGGAAAAGUUAAACUUGGUGCUUUAGAUGCCACUGUACAUACUUCUAAAGCUAGCCAAUAUGAAAUUCGUGGUUACCCAACUAUUAAAUACUUUGCUCCAGGAAAGAAAGAUUCAGAUUCAGUUUCUGAUUACAAUGGUGGCCGUACUAGCAGUGACAUUGUUAGUUGGGCUUUGGAUAAAUUGUCAGAAAAUGUACCUGCUCCAGAACUCACUCAAAUUACAGAUGAAGAAAGUCUUAAAACAUCCUGUGAAGAUAAACCAUUAUGCAUUGUAUCUGUCUUACCACACAUUCUUGACUGCCAAUCAGAUUGCCGAAAUUCAUACCUUGAAAUUUUGAAAUCACUUGGUGAAAAAUACAAAAAUAAGAUGUGGGGAUGGGUAUGGUCAGAAGCUGGUGCUCAACCUGAAAUCGAAGAAGCUCUUGAAAUCGGCGGCUUUGGUUAUCCUGCCUUAGCUGUAGUCAACGUGAAGAAAAUGAAGUAUUCUUUGUUGAAGGGUUCAUUUUCCAAGGAGGGUAUAAACGAAUUUUUGCGUGAUUUGAGUUACGGUCGUGGUGGUACUGCACCCCUAAAGGGCUCAGAAUUACCAAAAGUUCACAAAGUUGAGCCAUGGGACGGUAAAGAUGCCGAACCACCACAGGAAGAAGAUAUCGAUCUUAGCGACGUCGAUCUUGAUGAAAAAGAUGAGCUGUAAAGACUGAUGAGUGCGUGAAUGUACCGAUGAAAAUAAUUUCCGUCGUGGAUCGUAAUGCGACAGAAUAAAUUUGUAUUUUGCAUGAAAAUUGUUCAAUUAAGAUUAUUUUUUAUAGGUCUUUAUAUUUUAUUAAGUAUGAUGCUUAUAAACUUUUCACGUUAUAUCUAAUGUUUGAGAUUUACUGUUAUUAAUUUCUAGCAAUGUGUGAUGUAUGCUUUGAAAGUUUGUACUUACCAUAACUUUUGUAAUUAUGAAACAGCAGAAGUUAAAUCCAAUAUAAUCUUCGAAUAUUUUAUAAAAUACGA